Molecule: messenger RNA, 988 nt
Organism: Diospyros lotus (date-plum)
Lineage: Eukaryota; Viridiplantae; Streptophyta; Magnoliopsida; Ericales; Ebenaceae
Product: chlorophyll a-b binding protein 13, chloroplastic
Exons: 2
Coding region: 70-885 (271 amino acids)
Biological process (GO): photosynthesis, light harvesting in photosystem I; response to light stimulus
Cellular component (GO): plastoglobule; chloroplast thylakoid membrane; chloroplast envelope
Source: RefSeq, a predicted model, not a curated record
UCUUCUUAUUCUCAUCUUCCGAAUCAAGCAAACAACGCAGCUGCUUCUAUCUACCAAUCAUAACCACCAAUGGCGUCGAUGCUAACCGCAGCAACGGCCAGCACCAGCGCCGCCGUACUCAGCCCCACCCCGUUUCUCGGCCAAACCAAUAAGGCCCCAAUUUCCAACCCUCUCCGAGAUGUUGUUCCCAUGGGCUCCGCCAAAUUCACCAUGGGGAAUGAGUUGUGGUACGGACCGGACAGAGUGAAGUAUCUGGGACCCUUCUCAGCCCAGACGCCGUCGUACCUGACCGGAGAGUUCCCCGGCGACUACGGAUGGGACACCGCCGGUCUGUCGGCGGACCCCGAGGCUUUCGCCCGGAACAGGGCCCUGGAGGUGAUCCACGGGCGGUGGGCCAUGCUCGGAGCUCUGGGAUGCAUCACCCCAGAGGUGCUGGGGAAGUGGCUGAAAGUGGGCUUCAAGGAGCCGGUCUGGUUCAAGGCCGGCGCCCAGAUCUUCUCGGAAGGCGGGCUCGACUACUUGGGCAACCCGAACCUGGUCCACGCCCAGAGCAUUCUAGCGGUGCUUGGGUUCCAAGUGGUUCUGAUGGGGCUGGUGGAAGGAUUCCGGAUCAACGGGCUGCCCGGCGUCGGAGAAGGCAACAACUUGUACCCCGGGGGGCAGUACUUCGACCCGCUCGGGUUGGCGGAUGACCCGGUGACGUUUGCGGAGCUGAAGGUGAAGGAGAUAAAGAACGGGAGGCUGGCGAUGUUCUCGAUGUUCGGGUUCUUCGUGCAGGCCAUAGUGACCGGCAAAGGGCCGCUGGAGAAUUUGCUGGACCAUCUGGAUAAUCCGGUGGCCAACAAUGCUUGGGUUUAUGCAACCAAGUUCGUGCCCGGAUCAUAGGAAGUUGAAUGUAAUUUGGGAGGAAGAUUGAUUAGUUAAAUCUUGUGGGUUCUGUGGGUCAAUGAGGCAAUUAAUUGAUUAGGGCCUGUAAAUUAAUGUGGUA